Trachymyrmex cornetzi is the source of this 903-nucleotide messenger RNA. RefSeq lists its product as uncharacterized. Bases 1 to 903 code for a protein of 300 amino acids. Gene Ontology annotation, biological process: DNA integration. Gene Ontology annotation, molecular function: nucleic acid binding. The transcript has 2 exons. NCBI's taxonomy places the organism in Eukaryota, Metazoa, Arthropoda, Insecta, Hymenoptera, Formicidae. The record is from RefSeq and is a predicted model, not a curated record.
AUGGGAAAUCUUCCACAGUCUCGCGUAAACAUACCCACCAGGGCACUCGAGAAAUGCGGAAUCGAUUAUGCUGGCCCCUUCUAUUACAAGGAAAGAGUCAGAAGAAAUGCUCAACUAAGAAAAUGCUACGUUGCAAUCUUUGUAUGCAUGGCAACUAAGGCUGUUCAUAUAGAGCUAGCAGUCGAUUUGACAGCAGAAGCAUUCUUGAACGUGUUUAAGCGAUUCACAGCAAGAAGAGGCUGUCCCGCGGACAUAUUUUCGGACAAUGGUCUCAAUUUUGUGGGAGCAGAACGCGAGCUAAGCAAACUAACGCAUCUUCUCCAAGAUAAGGCAACACAAGGAAAGAUUAUGGAAUAUGCAUCAUGUCAGAGCAUAAAAUGGCACUUUAUACCACCUAGGGCCCCACAUCAAGGAGGACUCUGGGAGGCUGCAGUGAAGGCAACCAAAAGGCAUUUAGUCAAAAUGACGAAAGAAGCACAUUUACAAUGGGAAGAAUUGGAGAUUAUUCUCAUUCAAUGCGAGCGUGAAAAACCAGUUGAAGGCAUUCCAGCGAACCGACUUUCAAGAUGGCAGUACGUUCAGCAAAUUAAGCAACAGUUUUGGCAACGCUGGAGUCGUGAAUAUUUACAUUCCCUGCAACAAAGAAAUAAAUGGUAUGCCUCCAAAUCCCCAAUUGAUGUGGGUCAAGUAGUCAUCCUAAUGGAGGAUCACGCGCCACCAUUAUCCUGGAACCUCGGGAGAAUCCAAGAAUUGCAUCCCGGAGAGGAUGGUGUAACUCGUACCGUGACUGUUCGAACGCCCAAGGGAAUUUAUAAGCGUCCAAUCACGCGGUUGUGUAUACUUCCUAUAGCAAAUGAAGGUAGAGAGAUGUCUAGCCAGAUUAACCCUAGCGAUAGCGGUUGA